CAGCCCCCCUCCAGCUGAGUCACAGCUCUCCUUCCUUCCACGGCAUUGCAGCACUCAGGCAGCACAAGGCAGCCCUCGCCUCCUUCUCUUCGUCCUUCUCCUGCUCCUCUGCCUUCUGCAGCCGUCCUUCCACCGCCCAUCUCAACAUCCUCACCAUGGCCAGCACCGUCUCAGCUUACAAAGAGAAAAUGAAGGAACUGUCUCUGCUUUCGCUGAUCUGUUCCUGUUUCCACACCCAGCCCCAUCCAAAUACCAUCUACCAGUACGGAGAUAUGGAGGUCAAGCAGUUGGACAAGAGGGCUUCUGGUCAAAGCUUUGAAGUGAUUCUGAAGUCCCCUUCGGACCUGUCCCCCGAUAGCCCCGUCCUCUCCUCUCCUCCCAAGAAGAGGGAUCUGUCCUUGGAGGAGCUGCAGAAGCGACUGGAAGCUGCUGAAGAGAGAAGGAAGAGCCAGGAAGCUCAAGUCCUGAAGCAGCUGGCAGAGAAGCGGGAGCACGAGAGGGAAGUGUUACACAAGGCCCUGGAAGAGAACAACAACUUCAGCCGGCUGGCUGAGGAGAAACUCAACUACAAGAUGGAGCUCAGCAAGGAGAUCCGCGAAGCUCACCUAGCCGCCUUGAGGGAGCGACUCCGCGAAAAGGAACUGCACGCAGCUGAAGUGCGCCGAAACAAGGAACAACGGGAAGAGAUUUCUGGAUAAGUGGCUUUUCUACACAGCUAGCACCUGCUUCCUAAUAACUAACCAACCGAUCCCAACUUCUUCUCUCUUUUUUUUUGUCUAGACAGGGCAACAUCCAGUUUCUCCAUUUCUUUUUGUCUCCCCUUUUCCCUGCCCUCCGGCGUACGAGCUCCAUGUCUUUCUCCUCUCUGUAUCUUUUCACAUGGAGGUUCAUAGAGACCUCCCAGCCUUGACUAUAGCAUCCAUCCAUCAGCUUUUUUUUUCCUUUGGGCUGUUCGGAACAAAAACCGCAAAAUCAUUUUAACGCACAAGAACGAAGGGAACCCUUGCAAGGUGCUUGGCCGCGUUGCGGAAAGGCUGCUCUCUAUGAACCCCCAUCGGUCUGAUUAUUCGACCCCCCCCCUCCUCAGCCAAGCAGAGUGGUAAAAGAGGACUCUUCCCCUGUCAAGGCCUAUCUCGCAAACCCCAUCUUGAGUUAAGUGCACGCUGCAAACGGAAAAGCAACUUUCAAUUUGCAAACAGGGGGAAUGGGACGCACACACAUCCAAGCCACAAGUGCAGUGGUUUCUUCCUUCUUCUUGCCAGUUUGCCUGGAAGAGAGGGGAAAAAAAUUAAAAAAAUCUUACGAGGCCUCUGCUUUCUCGGUGAGGAAAGUUAAGACUGAAUAGUUGACAGUUUUGAUUAAGAGACACCUUUUUGCUUUCUUGAUUGGUUUACAGGAAAGGAGAGAUUCAUUUCAGAGGCUUGAGUUUGAAGAGGAUAUUAAGAAAAACCCAAAAGAGCAGGCAUGAUCUGUUGCCCUUGUUGUUGUUGUUGUUAGUUGCAAAGUCGUGUCCGACCCAUCGCGACCCCAUGGACCACGUUCCUCCAGGCCUUCCUGUCCUCUGCCAUCUUCUGGAGUCCAUUGAAGCUCAUGCCUACUGC
Crotalus tigris (Tiger rattlesnake) is the source of this 1601-nucleotide messenger RNA. It is a transcript of the gene STMN3, whose product is annotated as stathmin 3. Bases 156 to 698 code for a protein of 180 amino acids. Gene Ontology annotation, biological process: regulation of microtubule polymerization or depolymerization; neuron projection development; microtubule depolymerization. The transcript has 5 exons. The record is from RefSeq and is a predicted model, not a curated record. Gene Ontology annotation, molecular function: tubulin binding. Gene Ontology annotation, cellular component: cytoplasm; neuron projection. NCBI's taxonomy places the organism in Eukaryota, Metazoa, Chordata, Lepidosauria, Squamata, Viperidae.